GCGGUCUCUCGUUUGUUGGGGUGUGUGUGUGUUUGUAUCUGAGAGGACUGAGGGGUACUUGGGGCGAAACCGAACCGGUCAUGGCAGCAGCAGAGGAGGAGGACGGGGCCCCCGAAGGACCAAACCGCGAGCGGGGCGGGGCGGGCGCGACCUUCGAAUGUAAUAUAUGUUUGGAGACCGCUCGGGAAGCGGUGGUCAGUGUGUGUGGCCACCUGUACUGUUGGCCCUGUCUGCACCAGUGGCUGGAGACACGGCCAGAUCGGCAAGAGUGCCCAGUGUGCAAAGCUGGCAUCAGCAGAGAGAAGGUUGUCCCGCUUUAUGGGCGAGGGAGCCAGAAGCCCCAGGAUCCCAGAUUGAAAACUCCACCCCGACCCCAGGGCCAGCGACCAGCUCCAGAGAGCAGAGGGGGUUUCCAGCCGUUCGGUGAUACCGGGGGCUUUCACUUCUCAUUCGGUGUUGGUGCUUUCCCCUUCGGCUUUUUCACCACUGUCUUCAAUGCUCAUGAGCCUUUCCGCAGGGGUGCAGGCAUGGACCUGGGACAGGGUCACCCAGCCUCCAGCUGGCAGGAUUCCCUCUUCCUGUUUCUCGCCAUCUUCUUCUUUUUCUGGCUGCUCAGUAUUUGAGCUGUGUCUCCUUCCUGCCCACCUCCAGCCACAGGAGAAUCAGUAUUGGGGUCUCUGCUGCCCCUUCCUUCCUUCUGGACCCCCGCCCCCAGCCCCUCCUUUUUGUCAGCUCUGGCUCACCCUGAUCACUGUCCCGGAGGGUGUGGAGAGGAGGAGUGACAGCUGGCACAGGAUGAGAGAGCCCUGAGCUCUGAACUACUGGCUGGGAGGACACAUAGAGCAGUGUCCACGUCUCCUCUCCUGACCGUUCGCUUUCCCUCAGAUUUCUUGAUUUCACGUUGAAAGGUGGGCAAGAUUUCCUCCGACUCUCCCUCCUCCCCGUCUUAUUGGUUUAAUUUAAUAUUUCUCUCCCAGUAUCUAAUAUGAGUUGUGAUUUUAAGUGUUCACCCUCCCACUACCUCCUUUAUUACAAAUUCAAUAAAAAAGGUGAAAUGCA
Molecule: messenger RNA, 1059 nt
Organism: Cavia porcellus (domestic guinea pig)
Lineage: Eukaryota; Metazoa; Chordata; Mammalia; Rodentia; Caviidae
Gene: Rnf5
Product: ring finger protein 5
Exons: 6
Coding region: 81-623 (180 amino acids)
Biological process (GO): ubiquitin-dependent protein catabolic process
Cellular component (GO): endoplasmic reticulum
Molecular function (GO): ubiquitin-like protein conjugating enzyme binding; ubiquitin protein ligase activity
Source: RefSeq, a predicted model, not a curated record